AUGUGGUGCGAAAAGGUGACUGACAGCCUAUCGAUGAAAGCAAGCACUGGCCAAAAUUCGAAAUCGGUGCCACAUCAUGUCUUCCGCUCUUGGGACUGUUACACACUCGAACUCCUUCUGCUCGGCCUUAUUUUCGUUUAUCUUGUCAACUUCAUCAUCGGCAGGGGCACCAAUUCUCGCAUAGCAAACGCCUGGUUUGCUGCGCAUAAAGAACUCUUUGAGUCCAACUUUGCCCUCGUUGGUGACGACGGCCAACCGGAUUCGGUGAGCAGCGGCCUGACCAAAGAGUCCGAAAGCCUUUACUCCCUCUGGUGUUCUGGACGCGUUUGUUGUGAGGGCAUGCUUGUGGAACUUCGUCUGCUCAAGCGACAUGACCUGUUCUCGGUUGUUCUCAAUUGGUUAAAGCCGGUCAACGACAUGAUGGAUGACAACGAAAUGGACUCCUGGGUGCUGGGUGUCGGCAGCAAGCGUGUGCUCAAUGGUCUCACCAAGGAACACUUUGACCUCGCCACCUACCCUCAGGAUCGUCGUGGCCAGCGUUAUUCUGGCCUCCCUGAACCACUACUCAUGCUCAGCGAAAUCCCCGAGGCAACAGCCGCCAUCCUCAACCCCACAGUCUGUAAGAUCAUAUCGGAUCACCAGUCUUCGUUGGAUUACCUCUAUUUUUCUGAUCAGUACAGUGGCCCCAAGAUUCCAAACGAGUGA
Dibothriocephalus latus is the source of this 705-nucleotide messenger RNA. The record is from the annotation of a GenBank genome assembly. Lineage: Eukaryota; Metazoa; Platyhelminthes; Cestoda; Diphyllobothriidea; Diphyllobothriidae.